AUGCAAGAAGCUGUGGCCGAUCAGCCUCCUCAGAUGAUCCCGCAGAACGCAGCACUUCACGCUAACUCUCGCGCUGUAGUGAUCGAAGCAAAGUCGUUCGCAUGUACUUUUGAGGACUGCAACUUCAAAUCGUACCGGUAUCACCAUUUGAAAAGACAUAUUAUGACGCAUACUAAGGAAAAGCCGUUUGCCUGCCCUGAGUGCGGGACUAAGCGCGCACGACGUGACGCGCUUGCCCAGCACAUGAAGACGCAUGCGAAGAAAGACAAAUGCAGGUGCAUACAUUGUUCAAAAAAGUUCAACAGCGUGGAAGAAGUACAAGAACACCUUGAUACGGCACAUCGACAUAUCUGUGACAAAUGUAAAAGAAAUUUUGUUAGUACGAAACAACUGAGUGACCACAAACGUGAGCAUAAUGUGACCAGAUGUCGAAUGUGCGCGUUUUCGUCGACGCACUACCACAAGGUCAUGAGACACGAACGCAAAGUGCAUUUUAUUUCCAAGGACAAUCAAAUAGCUCAGGCGGCCACUCCGGAGGACGUAAGCCAAGGUCAGACUGUGGACGAAAUCGAAGAUCAAUCAGGCAGCGAUAUCAGGGAGGCGAGCUCACCUGAUUCUGUCAGCAGCCUCACAGGCCCAGUCGCUAUGGUCCGCGCGCCAGCCACUGACGACAACCUUUCUUCCCAACCGUUGGACUUGUCAGUCCGAUCAACCGUAGUACAGGCCAAUAAUGGAACCAACAUCAACUUCAAUUCAGUCGAUGGAUCCAAUCCUAACCGAAUCCCUCCCGCUCCUUUGAAUCUGCCCUAUGAGCUACAGAUGAACAGUGUAAUGAGACCAGGCUACUAUUUACAUUUGUAUCACAACUAUUUGGAUUACAUCAAUAAUCCCGCGUACUGGUAUUUUUCUCAGAACUAAAAGCUUACCUAUACAUGUCUGUAUUGACGAUUAUGACAAAACUUAUAUUAGAAUCUGGCCAGUACGACAUGAAUCGUGCAAUGUAAAAGAAAUUAGCAUUUCAACAGAGGAAUAUAACGACUCACAAGCGCGUUCGUAAGCGAAGAGAACGAUACAUUGCAUCUUAUAUAGCUACGUUGUGACCGGCCAACGAAAGGCGGUCCUUUGCUUGCCUUAUGACCAUCGUAGACCAUUUCCGUGCAAGACCACCAUCAGCCUCUGAUUUCUCGUUUCGUUUUUUCGUUGUCCAGUGUCUAUCUAAAUAACCAAAAUAUGGCACUGAUUCCAGGGCUUUCAUGUCUUACGAUAAACAUUGCGCACAAUACCGCCAUGCUAAAUACAAAAAAUAUUGCAAUACAUUGAAAGUAAGCCGAGAACGAUAACAUAUACGUAAGUAAAUACCCCGAAUCAUAAAAUGUCUAAGUCAGUAUGUCUCUAAUGCCUAAGUAGCGAUAACAUUCGCUUAUCUUCACGUUUAGUUCUCUCGAGUGAUAUUUGCGGUACUUUGCACACUUGCAAUAAUGUUA
Messenger RNA from Varroa destructor (honeybee mite), 1484 nucleotides. RefSeq lists its product as uncharacterized. Gene Ontology annotation, molecular function: RNA polymerase II cis-regulatory region sequence-specific DNA binding; DNA-binding transcription factor activity, RNA polymerase II-specific. The record is from RefSeq and is a predicted model, not a curated record. Lineage: Eukaryota; Metazoa; Arthropoda; Arachnida; Mesostigmata; Varroidae. Gene Ontology annotation, biological process: regulation of DNA-templated transcription.